This is a messenger RNA of Syngnathus typhle (broad-nosed pipefish), 1862 nucleotides long. RefSeq names its product retinal homeobox gene 3 (gene rax). Bases 1 to 1107 code for a protein of 368 amino acids. Gene Ontology annotation, molecular function: DNA-binding transcription factor activity, RNA polymerase II-specific; RNA polymerase II cis-regulatory region sequence-specific DNA binding. Gene Ontology annotation, biological process: positive regulation of transcription by RNA polymerase II. NCBI's taxonomy places the organism in Eukaryota, Metazoa, Chordata, Actinopteri, Syngnathiformes, Syngnathidae. The transcript has 4 exons. The record is from RefSeq and is a predicted model, not a curated record.
AUGGUUUUAAGAUUGAUAAUCCGGGACGUCCCUUCUGUGACGUCAGAAAAGCGAGCAGGAGGGGGGGAAAAGGGGGUAGGGGACAUUAGUUUAAAAGCCGAGGAUGCUGCAGGCACCAAUCAUGCCAUCUUUGUGCGUCCUUGCCGACCCAUGUGGCUGAUUGGCCCGCCUUUCCAGAGGAGGAAGAGGAUGAUGGCUAUGAUGAGGAUGGACGAGCGACUGCAUCAGUCCCCAACCGCGCGCACCCUCCUGCAGCAGCAGCAAGCGGGCAACCCGGCCAGGGUGCACAGCAUCGAGGCCAUCCUGGGCUUCAAGGAGGACCUCCUGUUCCACAAGUCAGGCGCUUGCAGCCUGACAGCCAAUGGAGGAGGCAAACACGCGCAAGAGCGCCACGUUCAACAAAUUCACAAGAGUCAUUUCGCUGAAAGUUUGGACGGCAUGUGCUGCCCGAGUGUUCCCGGUGUUGGUGUUGCUGGUGACGUUACGCCUUGUCCGGACUCGCCCGAACGUGAGGGCUGCAAGUUAUCGGACGACGAGAACCCGAAGAAGAAGCACCGCCGCAACCGGACAACGUUCACCACUUUCCAGCUGCACGAACUGGAGCGAGCCUUCGAGAAGUCCCACUACCCGGACGUGUACAGCCGAGAGGAGCUGGCGCUCAAAGUCAACCUGCCCGAGGUCCGCGUACAGGUUUGGUUCCAGAACCGCCGGGCCAAGUGGCGUCGUCAGGAAAAACUGGAAGUGAACUCCAUCAAGCUCCAGGAGAACACCGGUACCCCCUCCUUGCUCUCCUUCGGCCGCCCCCACGCCACGGGUUCCCUGGACCCCUGGUUGGCCUCGCCAAUCGGGGCCUCCGCCACCCUACAUUCGCUCCCGGGCUUCAUAGGAGGAGGCGGCGCCUAUACCGGCUCGCCUUCCCCCUCCAUGCCACCCUCCUUCUUCAAUGCCCCCACCCUGGGGCAGACCACCCACUUGCCCCGGAUGGGCUCCAUGUGCCCGCCGCCGCUGUCAGUCUACCAGUGCUCGUCAGACCCGAGGAACUCCAGCAUUGCCUCAUUGAGGAUGAAGGCCAAAGAACACAUUCAAUCUAUUGGCAAGACGUGGUGAUGGAUAAGGCUGCUGCGUCUUUGGGGAACCUGGAGGGGUUGGAAAGCUGACGUUGCUAUGGCAACAACCUGACGGGCACAAACUUUGAAAAAACUUUUUGGAGCUCUCAUACAUCUGUUCUUUCAAUUUCAUUCUUACCUGUUACAAAAAGCAUUAUGUAUUUAUUUGACACUUUACAUUUAAAGACAAUUUUGUUUUUGGUGUAAAAUCCAUCUGAUGUGAAUAUUUUUAGAACAAUGAUCUUUAUAUGUAAAAACUAAAUAACAAAGGAGAACAUCCAAGGCUGAAAACAAUCCAUUACAGGAUGCUGGCUGACACUCCAUUUGUUUAGAUUUAGUAACUAUUUCAUCCUUAGGAAAUACAUUGGCACCUCGAAAUUAAUUAUUCAUAUUUUCUCCAACCUGAAAUAAAUGAAAAUACCAUCAAUUCGUUCCAGCAUCCCCCACAAAACAAAAUUAUUUGGAAUGUGUGUGUUUUUUUAAGGAAAAAUAGCACUAUAAAAAUGUACUUUACAAAAAUCACACAUUUGACAGCUUUGCAGGUUUUCUAAGCAUAUUCUAACAGAUGGUAAUAAUGCUCCACAACCUGAGAUUGGUAAGAGUAAAACUAUAUCGCUUCACUGAAUUAACUGAACUCUGAACUGCUUUAGGGCACAGAAAAGCUUGCAGCAAUGCUAAAUAGAAGAGCAAAGCAUAAACUGUCAAAUGCUGAUGACCUCAAGUGUGACUGAUACCUGAAACUAAAUAGAAAGUGAC